AUGGCCCUGGGGUGUGAUUUGAAACUUAGCAAUAAAAACCUCAGAUCUUGCACUGGCAGCAGAUGGGGACACAGCAGCUGGACUGGGAGCAGCAGGGUUUGCAGCAGCUGGACUGGGAGCAGCAGGGGACACAGCAGCUGGACUGGGAGCAGCAGGGUUUGCAGCAGCUGGACUGGGAGCAGCAGGGGACACAGCAGCUGGACUGGCAGCAGGAUGACCCACAGCCUGAAGAGCAGCAACAGGGUUUGCAGCAGCUGGACUGGGAGCAGCCACAGGAGCCACAGCCCCCCUUGGAGCCCCCACAAGAGCCACAACCCCCCUUGCAACCCCCACAAGAGCCACAGCCCCCCUUGGAGCCCCCACAGGAGCCACAGCUGGAGCAGGAACAGGCUGGCACACAGCAGCACACGGGCUUGCAGCAGCAGACGGGCACACAGCAGCCGGAGCCACAGCCCCCACAGCCGGAGCUGCAGCCCCCACAGCCGGAGCCGCAGCCCCCACAGCCGGAGCCACAGCCCCCACAGCCGGAGCCACAGCCCCCGGAACAGCCACAGCAGCCCAUGGUUCUGCUGUGGCUCCUGUGGAGGCUUCAAGGGGGGCUGUGGCUCCUGCGGCUGCUCCCAGUCCUGCUGCUGUGGCCCCUGCUGCUGCCAGUGCAAGAUCUGA
Neogale vison (American mink) is the source of this 666-nucleotide messenger RNA. Its product is annotated as peroxisome proliferator-activated receptor gamma coactivator-related protein 1-like. The coding region runs from base 1 to 666 and encodes 221 amino acids. Lineage: Eukaryota; Metazoa; Chordata; Mammalia; Carnivora; Mustelidae. The transcript has 4 exons. The record is from RefSeq and is a predicted model, not a curated record.